AUGACGGAGGCCUCGGGGAUGACGGAUGCCUCGGGGACGAGGGACACCUCAGGGACAACAGAGGGAUGCCUCGGGGACGACAGAGGCCUCGGGGAUGACGGAGGCCUGGAGGCUGUAGAGGUGGAGGCCAUCGCAGACCGUGUGGCUGCCGAGGAGACCCAGCUCAGUUUCCGGAGGGGAGAGAAGCUGCGUGUGCUGCACCGGGUGACCGCCGACUGGUGGUGGGGCGAGCGGGAGGGCCGCCGCGGCUACAUCCCAGCCAACCACAUGAGAAGCUCGGACGAGCCGCGGCCCGAGGACGCGUGGCAGGAUGAGGAGUACUUCGGCAGCUACGGAGCCCUGAAACUCCACCUGGAAAUGCUGUCGGACCGGGCAAGGACGGCCGCAUACCACCAGGUGAUCGCGCGGCAUGAACACUUUCUGCAGGACAAAGUGAUUCUGGACGUCGGCUGCGGCACGGGCAUCCUCAGCCUCUUCUGUGCCCAGCACGCCCGGCCCCGAGCGGUCUACGCCGUGGAGGCCAGCGAGAUGGCCGAGCACACCGAGCGGCUGGUGCUCCUCAACGGCUUUGCAGACACCAUCACCGUCUUCCAGCAGAAGGUGGAGGACGUGGCCCUGCCGGGGAAGGUGGACGUGCUGCUGUCCGAGUGGAUGGGCACGUGUCUGCUGUUUGAGUUCAUGAUUGAAUCCGUGCUCUGCGCCCGCGACAAGUGGCUGGCCCCGGACGGGGUCAUCUGGCCCACCACGGCCGCCAUCCACCUGGCCCCCUGCAGCGCCGAGGACGACUACGGCCGCCACGUCCUGUUCUGGGACGACGCCUACGAGUUUGACCUCAGCUCUCUGAAAGCUUUGGCCGUCCGAGAAUUUUUGGCCAAACCCAAGUACAACCACGUUCUGGAGCCCGGAGAGUGUCUGAGUGAGGCCCAACCCGUCUUCUGGCUGGACAUGAGGACCGUGCAGACUGCCGACCUCGAGGAGAUGAAGGGCGAGCUGUGCUUCUGCAUCCGGAGGGCCGGGACUCUGCACGGGUUCGCGGCCUGGUUCAGUGUCGAGUUCCAGAACGUGGGGGACGACGGCCCCCGGCUGGUGCUGAGCACGGGCCCCUCGGACCCCGCCACGCACUGGAAGCAGACCUUGUUCAUGCUGGACGAGCCUGUGGCCGUCCAGGCCGGAGACAGCGUCACCGGCUCCGUCCUGCUGCGGAGGAACCCCGUGUGGCGCAGGCACAUGUCUGUCACCCUGAGCUGGAGCAUCACCUCCCGGCGGGAGCCCGCGUCCCCAAAGGUUGGAGAAAAAACCUUCCCAAUCUGGAGAUGACGAGCCGUGGGGCCCCCGGCACGGCCGAAGGACACAGGCACCGGCCAUCGGGGCCCCCUUCCC
Molecule: messenger RNA, 1380 nt
Organism: Gracilinanus agilis (Agile Gracile Mouse Opossum)
Lineage: Eukaryota; Metazoa; Chordata; Mammalia; Didelphimorphia; Didelphidae
Gene: PRMT2
Product: protein arginine methyltransferase 2
Exons: 10
Coding region: 1-1317 (438 amino acids)
Biological process (GO): peptidyl-arginine methylation
Cellular component (GO): nucleus
Molecular function (GO): protein-arginine N-methyltransferase activity; protein binding
Source: RefSeq, a predicted model, not a curated record